Molecule: messenger RNA, 1615 nt
Organism: Brachypodium distachyon (stiff brome)
Lineage: Eukaryota; Viridiplantae; Streptophyta; Magnoliopsida; Poales; Poaceae
Product: hydroxycinnamoyltransferase 4
Exons: 1
Coding region: 108-1436 (442 amino acids)
Molecular function (GO): acyltransferase activity, transferring groups other than amino-acyl groups
Source: RefSeq, a predicted model, not a curated record
ACACAGCUAGCGAAGCACAAGUACACUGUACACACACAACGGGCGCAGUACGUACGAACGAACACAACCGCAGGGACGAUCCAGCACGUAUACGUGCAAGAGAAACAAUGGCAAAGGUGGAGGUGCUUGCGACGGAGCUGGUCGUCCCGGCGGGGGAGACGCCGGGGGGCAGCAUCUGGCUCUCCAACCUCGACCUCGCCGCGCGCAGGGGCUACACGCCCACGGUCUACUUCUACCGUCCGAAGAACCACGGCGCCGUCGACCCGGAGGAAGCCUUCUUCGCGGCCGGCGCCGUGAAGUGCAGCCUGGCCAAGGCUCUGGUGGCGUUCUACCCGCUGGCCGGCCGUCUCGGGUUGGAUGACGCCGCCGGGCGCCUCCAGAUCGACUGCACGGGCGAGGGCGCGGUCUUGGUCACCGCGCGCUCGGACCACUACGCGCUGGACGAACUGAUGAGCGAGUUCGUGCCGUGCGGCGAGAUGCGCGACCUGUUCGUGCCCGCCACGCCGGCGCCCAACCCGCCGUGCGCCCUGCUCCUGGCACAGGUCACGCGCCUCCGGUGCGGCGGCGUCGUGCUCGGCCUCGCGCUGCACCACUCUGUCGUUGACGCCCGCAGCGCGGCGCACUUCGUCGAGACCUGGGCCAGCAUUUCCCGGGGCAAUCAUCAGGACGCGCCAUUAGUGCCACCCUGCUUCGACCACAGGCUGCUCGACGCCCGGCCUUACCCGGCGCGCGCCGUGCUGUACGACCACCCAGAGUACAAGCCGGAGCCGGCGCCGGUGGACGUUACCCCCGUGUCGGCGUCCACGUACGCCAGCGCCAUUAUAACCGUGAGCAAGAAGCAGGUGGCCGCGCUGAGGGCGCGGUGCGCGGGCGCGUCCACGUUCCGCGCCGUGGUGGCCCUGGUCUGGCAAUGCGCGUGCCGGGCGCGCGCGCUGGCACCCGGCGCCGAGACGCGGCUCUACUCCAUGAUCGACAUGCGCCCGCGCCUGGCCCCGCCGCUCCCUCAGGGCUACUUCGGCAAUGCGGUGGUCCGCACGUCGGCAGUGGUCACCGUGGACGAAGUGGUGUCCAGCCCCGUCGCCUACGGCGCCCGGCGCGCGCGGGCGGCCACGAGCCAGGGGGACGACUACGCGCGGUCGCUGGUGGACUACCUGGAGACGGUGGACACGAUGAACCUGCCGAGGAGCGGCAUCUCUCGCGCCCACCUCCGUGCCAUCAGCUGGAUGGGGAUGUCGCUCAGCGACGCUGACUUCGGCUGGGGCGCGCCGGCGUUCAUGGGGCCCGCGCUCAUGUACUACAGUGGCUUCGUUUACGUGAUGAACGCGCCGGGCAAGGACGGCGCCGUCGCUCUCGCGCUGUCGCUGGAGCCCGACAGCAUGCCGGAGUUCAAGAAGACGUUCGCCGACGAGCUGGCCCGCCUCGAGGUCGAGGUGUAGUUUUGGGUGUAGCUAGCACGUCGAUGCCACGUCGAGUCGAUUUGCAUGGAUUGUACGUAGCUUGUUGCAUAAAUAAUGUCCAUUGAUGCAUGCAUGCGUGAUGCUGUUCUGUUUUAUGUAUAAUUAAGUCCGUGUACUGGGUCUCUUUCUCCUAAGAUGAUUAUUCAAUUGUUCUGACU